AUGUUGACAUCAAUGGCUCAUUCGAAAGCUGUGGAAUUAAAGUUGACGGGAAAUAAAUUCUACGGCGAGGGUAAAUAUGAUGAGGCUGUACAAAAAUACAAGGAAGGCCUAGCUCACAAUCAAGCAGAUAAGCAAGAUAAGCAGAGGCAAACUAAGCUAUUCAUCAUCCUUAAAAACAACCUAGCUUUGAUAUAUAUCAAGCAAGGGAAGUUUGAGGAAGCUAGGGACUGCUGUUACGAUGCUGAUGAUGCAGAUUCCAAGCUUGAGAGAACCUUUAUCCGUUGUCACCAAGCUUUCUUAGGGUUGGAUGAACAAGUGUUGGCUUAUCAUUCGCUUUGUCGAGGUCAUAAUCGUGUUCAGAGCGAAGCUAAAAAGGAACUGAUGGAGGCAAUAGAUAAAAUGAAGAAGGAUUAUCCCAGCGCAACAGUGACCCAACCCACCAAGAAUCUUACUCUCCGACAAAUAGCCUCUGAAUACUUCAGUAAAACAAACAUACCAAAAGUAUUGAAACCUGGUUUAAGCGAGAACAAAGGAAAGAAAACUGCUGGAGUCUCCGGUGACGGGUUGGAUCCUAAACCCAGCGCAGUCUGCAAUGAUGAUGGUUCAGAAUCCAGGGAACUAGAAAUCUUUUAAUGUUUAUUGUUUCAA
Molecule: messenger RNA, 648 nt
Organism: Eurytemora carolleeae
Lineage: Eukaryota; Metazoa; Arthropoda; Copepoda; Calanoida; Temoridae
Product: STI1-like protein
Exons: 9
Coding region: 1-633 (210 amino acids)
Molecular function (GO): protein binding
Source: RefSeq, a predicted model, not a curated record